GGUACUGACAGCCAUUUUGUUGUGCUAGUUAGCUCAAUGAUAAAGAUAGCGCCAUAGUAUCCAUCUGUCAUACCAAACGCUAAACAUGCAGCUUAUAUGUUUUGGUUUAGUGCCGCUUAACAAAAAAAGUUAAGUGGUUUAAAACCGGAAGUAGUGGACACGAGAAUGCUUUACUCUAUAGAAGCCAAAGUAUUUUGAAGAAGGAAGAAAACUGGAGGUUGUUGUGUGCUGCAGAUAACACUAUGUUAGCUUGUAUGUAGCUACACCGCAGUUGUUUUCUGGCGUAUUAACCCUACAUUAGUCGGUAGUGUUUAUGGUAGCGUUUAAAUAGAGUGUCAUUGCCUGUGCCAUAUAAAAUACUAUAGCUUAUACGAGAGUGAUAAUUAUUUGAAAUCGACCGUAGGAGCCAAGAGAACUUAGCACAACAGUGCUCUGUAGAGUCAAAGCAUUUAUCUGAUAAUGGCAGAGGAUACUCGACAGGACAAGAGGGGCGGCUUCUGUGCCCUAACCGAACACACCAACAACGGACUGGCCAGAACCUCUGCUGUGGCCACAGGCAAAACGUCAAAGAAGUUGGUGAUCAAAAAUUUCAAAGACAGGCCAAAGCUAGCAGAGAACUACACUGAAGACACAUGGUUGAAGCUGCGAGAUGCAGUUGGAGCCAUUCAGAACAGCACCUCAAUAAAAUACAACCUUGAAGAGCUCUAUCAGGCAGUGGAGAAUCUGUGCUCUUACAAAGUUUCCCCAACACUGUACAAGCAGCUUCGACAGGUCUGUGAAGAUCAUGUACGAGCCCAGAUCUCUCAGUUUAGAGAAGAGUCUUUGGACAACCUUUCCUUCCUGAAGCGAAUGAACCGCUGUUGGCAGGAUCACUGCAGACAAACUAUUAUGAUUCGGAGUAUCUUUCUCUUCCUGGAUCGAACCUAUGUUCUACAGAACUCUCUUCUUCCUUCCAUAUGGGACACAGGUUUGGAAUUAUUUCGUACUCACAUUGUGAGCGACACGGUGGUACAGAAACGCACUGUAGAUGGAGUUUUGGAGCAGAUAGAACUGGAGCGGAAUGGGGAGACGGUGGAUCGCAGUUUGCUCAGGAGCUUGUUGGGCAUGCUGUCAGACUUGCAGGUUUAUAAAAAUUCCUUUGAGGAGAGGUUUUUGGUGGAGACAAAUCGUUUGUAUGCAGCAGAGGGACAGCGGCUCCUGCAGGAAAGAGAUGUACCUGAGUAUUUGCAUCACGUGGCUCGACGCUUAGAGGAGGAGAAUGAUCGAAUCGUCAGCUACCUCGACCAGAGCACCCAAAAACCUCUUAUCACCUGUGUUGAAAAACAACUUCUAGGAGAACAUAUGACAGCAAUACUACAGAAAGGUUUGAGCACCCUGCUGGAUGAGAACCGUGUCACUGAGCUCUCCCUCCUCUACCAGCUGUUUAGUAAAGUGAAGGGAGGACUUGCUACACUGCUGCAGUUCUGGAGGGAUUACAUCAAGAGCUUUGGAGGUGAGAUUGUCUGUACUCCGGAGAAAGACAAAGACAUGGUGCAAGACCUCCUAGACUUUAAGGACAAGAUGGACAAUGUUGCACAGUGUUGCUUCACACGGAAUGAGGCCUUCGUCAAUGCCAUGAAGGAGGCCUUUGAGACUUUUAUCAACAGGAGGCCCAACAAACCAGCAGAGCUCAUCGCUAAAUAUGUGGAUUCUAAGCUAAGAGCAGGAAACAAAGAGGCUACAGAAGAGGAGCUGGAGAGAAUCCUGGACAAGAUUAUGAUCAUUUUCCGUUUUAUACAUGGGAAAGAUGUCUUCGAAGCGUUUUAUAAAAAAGAUUUAGCCAAGCGUCUUCUGGUUGGAAAAAGUGCAUCUGUGGAUGCUGAGAAGUCCAUGCUCUCCAAGCUCAAACAUGAAUGUGGAGCCGCGUUCACCAGUAAACUCGAGGGAAUGUUCAAGGACAUGGAAUUAUCUAAAGACAUUAUGAUCCAGUUCAAACAGUAUAUGCAGAACCAGAGUGAAUCCAGCAACAUAGAACUUACAGUCAACAUCCUGACUAUGGGAUACUGGCCUUCGUACACACCCAUGGAGGUUCAUCUGCCCUCAGAGAUGGUAAAACUCCAGGAAGUGUUUAAGCUGUUUUAUCUGGGGAAGCACAGUGGGAGGAAGUUGCAGUGGCAGCCAACACUGGGUCACGCUGUGCUAAAAUCAGAGUUUAAAGAGGGUAAGAAGGAGCUGCAGGUUUCCUUGUUCCAGACCCUGGUGCUACUCAUGUUUAAUGAGGGAGAAGAAUUCAGCAUGGAGGACAUUCGCACUGGCACUGGCAUAGAGGACGGAGAGCUCAGACGGACACUUCAGUCCCUGGCCUGUGGAAAAGCACGUGUUCUUAACAAGAACCCUCGGGGGAAAGACGUGGAGGACGGCGACCGGUUUAAUUUUAACAAUGAUUUUAAACACAAACUGUUCCGUAUCAAGAUCAACCAAAUACAAAUGAAGGAAACGGUAGAGGAGCAGGUUAGCACCACAGAGCGUGUGUUUCAAGACAGGCAGUACCAGAUAGAUGCAGCUGUUGUGCGCAUCAUGAAGAUGAGGAAAACCCUCAGUCACAACCUUCUGGUAUCCGAGCUCUACAACCAGCUAAAAUUCCCCGUCAAGCCUGGGGAUCUUAAGAAACGCAUCGAAUCACUCAUUGACAGAGACUACAUGGAGCGUGACAAAGAGACACCAAACCAGUAUCACUAUGUUGCUUGAAGAGGUUUCUGAGGCUCUGUUGAGACUUUCCAGACUGGAGUCAUGCAGUUGGUUUUCAAAGUAUAGCCUCACAGCCCUUCAGUGACUCUGCUCUGGUGCCUAUUUUCCCUCUAUUCAUGAACCUGAAAGCAGCAUCCAGAGACAAGUGACACUUGGCCAAGCUGUCCCCACCCUGUGACACCUUUGAUGGGAUUCCGAAAGAGAGCUGCAGGGGUGGCCCAGGUUUUUUUGGCAAUCGGCUAAUGUAAUGUACAAACCUGCUAAAGCAGAAGUAAACUGAAAAAUAGCACUUUUUUGGGUUUGUUUUCUUGUUGUUGUUUUUUUCUUCUUCUAAUUCUUGAAGGGUUUGGAAUGUUUUUUUUUUUUUUCCCCAAUCGCAUUGUUGUGAAAUUGCAUAUUUUCUACUGUAGUUGGUUUGUCAUGAGUUCAGAGAUUUCUUUUCCUGGGGCUGUAUUCUCAUGAAUGGCUGCAUUAACUGCUAAGUGCUCUGUGGCUUGAUUUAGCAGAGAAGCAGAGAGAAGAGGCAUAAUAAAGUGAGUCUGAUGUGUAAUAUUCAGUGUGAGGAGUCAACUUGUGGGACUGACAUCUAAUGGACAGCAGGUAUGACUUUAGGUUUCCUGUAUGUGUGACCAAAAUAUCAAAAUGGCCAAUAUCGUAUGUUGAGGUUUUUGUAGAUCAGAUUGUAUUGUAUGAGUGAGAGAAGUGAACCUGAAUAAAUUGGUAUUUAAAGAUUCACUCAGUA
Cynoglossus semilaevis (tongue sole) is the source of this 3469-nucleotide messenger RNA. RefSeq names its product cullin 4A (gene cul4a). Gene Ontology annotation, molecular function: ubiquitin protein ligase binding. Bases 460 to 2727 code for a protein of 755 amino acids. The record is from RefSeq and is a predicted model, not a curated record. The transcript has 20 exons. Gene Ontology annotation, cellular component: cullin-RING ubiquitin ligase complex. Gene Ontology annotation, biological process: ubiquitin-dependent protein catabolic process. NCBI's taxonomy places the organism in Eukaryota, Metazoa, Chordata, Actinopteri, Pleuronectiformes, Cynoglossidae.